CUGGCGCCCGCCAGCCAUCUUUAACAUUGUGAUGUCUCAGUAUAUACACACGCGAGGGAAAUUCCGGGGCCUCGCGAUUGGAAGGAAGAAAGAGAGGGAGAGAAGGCGCGAUCGAGGGGACGAUCGAUCGCGAGAGUGAGAAGACCGCAUUAGAUCGUAGCGAGAUCAAUCGUUAGCGAAGACGGUGAUCUUACCUCGAGGCCGGAUCUAGGAUUGCGUGUUCUUCACUCCUUUCUUUUGCUUUCUUUGCCUUGAUUCUUCGCGAGGUUUCGAGAGCGAUGCAUGGCCUUCUUGCUUCCCUGGCCCUGCAUUGAUCGAUCCACCACUGGAGGGAGAUUUAUUUGCAUGUCGUAGCGCAGAUUUCUGGAAGAUCUUCCCAUGCCGGGUCCCAAGAUGAAGCAGCCGGAGCGUGAAUCGAUCAAGAACGUGUGCCCGAGGCGAGUUCGCGUUGUGUGCUGCGAUCCCGAUGCCACAGACUCGUCGUCGGGCGAGGAGGAUCACCAAGAACAGGGGAAGAAGGCGAUGCCACAUCCAGGCAGAGCACGAGUAGACAGCGAUCUUGUCGCCGCGACGACGGUGAUGAUCUCCUCGGAUAGCGAGGAGGAGAGGGAUCUGGCCAUGGUUCCCAGCUACAUUAGCGUCUUUCGAGCGCACGCCAUGGCCGAUCUCGAGGAGAAGACGCGAUAUUUCGUGCGGCCGGUGCCCAAGAUCGAGCCGGAUGCCGCCACGGACACCGAGGAGCAGGGAUAUUUCGCGGAGCCGGCCCCAGCGCCAGCAAAGAUCGCGAAGAAAUCCGUGAGGAGUAGCAGCAGCAAGAAGCGCAAGAUCGUGGAGAGGGACGAUGGCCCGCGGCCAAAGUACCGGGGCGUGAGGCAGAGGCCGUGGGGGAAAUGGGCGGCGGAGAUUCGCGAUUUCUCGCGGGGGAUUCGAGUGUGGCUGGGGACUUUCGACACUGCCGAGGCGGCGGCGGAGGCCUACGAUCGCGCGGCGCGGCGGAUGAAAGGGCCGAGCGCGCAGACCAAUUUUGGGCUGGAUGGGAGGAGGAUCGUGGAGCCGGGCAAGGUAGAGGAGCUCAAGCUCCGGCUCAAGGCAGCGGCGGAGCGCCCGGCGGCGGCGAUGGAGCUGGUGUGCCGCACGAAUCGGCAGGAGAUCGAUGGCAUCGACGCGAUAGCGAUCGAGCCAGCGAUCGAGCCAAACAGGAGAUUCGUGGAGGAGGAGAGAGAUUCGUGCUCGAGCAUGGGUGGCAGCGCAAUGACGAGGGUCGAGGCGAUCAAGAAGGAAGUAACUGAUGAGGACGAGGAGGAAGAUCUCUCCUCCUCGAGCUGGGAUUUGUUUAGCAGCAGAUCCCCGGUCUCGGUUCUUGCGAGCUCCGACCCUUUUGGAGGAGCUUUCUUUUCCGAGUCGAUCGAGGAGCUCCAGGGGAGCGAUUUGAGCGAUUUGAGCGAGCUGGCGAUGCGGCUGGAGCGUCAGCAAGGAGGCUUGGAUGAUUUUCCAAGCAUUUUUGAUGGAUCGUCGUUCCGGCUGGACGAUCCUCCGGUGGUGGGCGACAUGGAUGUGAAUCUGGGAGAGCUGGGCGAUGAGCUAGACGCGGGCUUUGUCCCGGAUUCCUUCGUGGCGAUGUUACUCGAAGAGCCUUCGUCUUCCACUACUUGAUAGAUAUUUUUUUUCUUUUCUGUGAAUAAGUAGCGAAAUUUAUUAUAGCCUUGAUUGAUAGCUCCUGGUCCGGAUUUUGUGAGAGAAGUUGUAAAUAAAUUGAUUGGAAAAAACAAGCAAAAACUUUUUAAUCU
Molecule: messenger RNA, 1787 nt
Organism: Selaginella moellendorffii
Lineage: Eukaryota; Viridiplantae; Streptophyta; Lycopodiopsida; Selaginellales; Selaginellaceae
Product: ethylene-responsive transcription factor CRF4-like
Exons: 1
Coding region: 379-1653 (424 amino acids)
Biological process (GO): regulation of DNA-templated transcription
Molecular function (GO): DNA binding; DNA-binding transcription factor activity
Source: RefSeq, a predicted model, not a curated record